Messenger RNA from Dictyostelium discoideum AX4, 4893 nucleotides. RefSeq lists its product as hypothetical. NCBI's taxonomy places the organism in Eukaryota, Evosea, Eumycetozoa, Dictyosteliales, Dictyosteliaceae. The record is from RefSeq and is a predicted model, not a curated record. The coding region runs from base 1 to 4893 and encodes 1630 amino acids. The transcript has 5 exons.
AUGAAAUACAUUUUUAAUAUUCUAAUAAUUAUUUUUAUAAGUUUUAUUUCAUUAAAUAAUGCUCUUGAUUUAAAUAAUAAUCAAAACAUUGCAGCACAACAAUUAUUAAAUCAAUUGUAUGGGGUCAAUACUCAAACACCAUGCACUAAUAGUGCUUUUACUUGUGAUAAUGGUAAUAAUGGGUAUUUAAUUUUGACAGGAAUAAACACUGGCAGUGGCUCAGGUGUGGUAAUAACAACAAGUUUUGGUUUAUUUACUGAUUUAAAAAGUAUUACCAUUGGUCCUAAUUUCUUUGUUUCAACAGCUUUUUGGACAGAUAUAAAUAAAUUAACAAAACUUAAUUUCUUAUCAAUUAAUCAUGUAAAUCAAGCAAUUCCAAAUAAUAUUCAAUUACCACCAUCAUUAAAUGAUGUUAUUUUUCAAAAAAUGUCAGUUCCACUUCCAGAGCUAUUCUUUAGUAGUGGUAAAAUUCAAAAUUUGAAUAUUGAAGACUCAGCAAAUGGAUUUAAAUACCCUGUAACAUUGUCAUCAUGCCAGCCAGGAUUGUCAUUUGUUUACAUGAUAGUUACUUUUUAUGCACCACUUCCAAAUAAUAUUGAAAUUUGUCCAAAUUUGGGAGCAGUCUAUUUAAUUAUAAAUAAUGAUAAGUCAGAUUCUCAAUACACUAAUUUUGCUUUCCCUUACUUAGGAUACCUACCUAUUUCAGAUUUAGCUCUCUACUUUAGAUAUACUGACCAAGAUAAAAUUCAAAAAUGGGAAUUUCCAGAUACCGUUUUAAAUUUACCAAUGCUCAAUUAUCUCACCAUUGAGGGAAGAGGUUUAAAAUUUCCACAAAAUAAUUUGAUAGAUUUAUCAAAAUAUACAAAGGGUACAACAAUGGAUUUUACAGAUGUAGGAUUUUUAGAUUCAUGCGCCACAUUUGGUUGUAUUAAAUUCCCAGAAAGUUCUAACAUUAAUUUUAAAAAUCAUUUAUUAAUAAUGAACAACCUAGAUUAUACAAAUCUUGAAAGUGUUAGAAUUGAAGGCAAUAAUUACGUCCAACCUUUACCAACCCCAAGCACAGUUCAACAUUCUAAAGUUAAAUCUUUUUCCCUUAUUAAUUCAGAGUUUACUGGGUCAAUUCCAUUUACAAAUAACUUUUAUUGUAAAUUUAAUCCAAAUGUUCUUAGAAUCCAUUCUAACAAAUUAUCAGGAAAUGUACCAUCUUGUUUCAAAUGUUAUCCACCAAAUGACAUAGGCGGUAUAAUCCUUCCAAAUAAUUUUAACGAUUUUACAUUAUCAUCAACACCACCAAGUACUUGUCCAACAUUGUCUUUCAACAAAAAUAUCCCACUUAUUAAAACAAAUAAUGUUUCAUUUAUUACCAUUACUGGUGUAGAUUUUGGUUGGACUUUUAAUACACUAUCACCAACACCAUCUUCAAAUGUUGUAACCAUUGAUUCAAUAAUUCCAAAUACCCAAAUAGUUUUAAGAAUUCCACAAGGUGACGGAACUGGAAAGGAUUUGGUUGCUCAAUUUGGUUAUAACUUACAAUCAACAACUUUUACAUAUAGUUAUGAAAUACCAACUGUUUUACCAAAAUAUCGUUAUGUUCAAGUUGGAGGUAAUUACUUAAUGGUAAUAAGUGGUACAGGUUUUAGUUAUGUUUAUCAAAAUAUUGCAAUUAUAAAUAGUGUACUAUCAAACCAAACUCUAGCAAUUCAAUCAACCAAAAACCCAUCUCAAGAUCAAUUUACAUUUUCAAGUUCAACACCAUUCAAUGGAAUGACAGAAGCCACCUCAUUCACCUUAUCUGUUAAAGUUGGAUCUCAAGUAUCAAAUCAAGUAUCUUUAACUUACUAUAAAGAGGUUUCAAUGACAGUAAAACCAUUAUCUACAAUUGGAGGAGUAGUUACUUUUGCUGGUAUAUUUAAAGUGGGAAAUCCUUCACUUGUUUCAAUUACCAUUGGUGGUUCUGUGUGUACAGUUAACGCAGUUAAUCCAACAUCAGUUACAUUCACUUACCCAGUUUUGUCAGUUGGCACAUAUGAUUUGGUUUUAGUAUUACAAAGUAGUUAUGAAUUUACAACACAAGUUACCAUUUCACAAGCACCUGCCCCAACUAUAUUAAAUAAAUUUGAUUGGACACUUUCAAAUGGUGCGGUUGUAUUGAUGAUUUUUGGUUCAUCAUUUAGCUAUGUAGAGCCAAAUAUAGUUGAAAUAAACUCUACACCAUUUUCUAUUUUAGCAACAGCUUCAUCAACAGAACCAGGAUAUGAUAAUUUGAUUUUACCAGCCUCUGCACAUUCAUCAAUUCCUCAAGGUGCAUUAUUUACUGUAUCAGUUACAACUAUGGGUCAAAGAUCAGCCAGUGCAACCUUUUAUCUAAUCAAACCAAUUUCAAUGAUGGCCUAUAAUUUAUAUACCAUUGGAGGGGAAAUGACAUACCCAGGUUCUUUUUCAACUUCAAAUAUAACCAUCGCAACAUUAAAAUUUGAUGAAUUAGAUAUCCCCAUUACAUCAUUAUCACCAACUGAGAUCUCAUUUAAAUAUCCAUAUAGAUCAGGACCAGGAACCUUGACAUUGACUUUAGUUAUUGGCACAAUUAGAUCCUCGAAAGUAAUUACAAUUAUAAAUACACCCACUCCAACACUAAUGAAUAAAUACUAUUGGACAACACUUGGAAAUGGUGAUCUUGCAUUAACAUUCUAUGGUAAAUGGUUUACUUAUUAUUAUAAAAAUAUUAUUAACAUUGAUGGAAUCGAUUAUGAUUCAACACCAGCAACUGCAUCAAGCUUGGAUUAUUCUUACCCAGAUGAAAUCAAAUUAUUAAAUUCGACACCAAAAUCACUUGUGGUUGGAUCUCCAUUCCAAGUACACGUUAAAAUUGGAAGUCAAAUAACUAAUUUGAUUCAAUUUAUAUUUAUUAAAUCAGUUACUAUUGAUGUAUUACCUUUGCAAUCGAUUGGUGGUAUUAUUAGUUUUGGAGGAUCCUAUGGUACUUCAGAUAAAAGUAUUGUCACAUUUUCAAUCAAUGAUGUACCAUGCUCUGUAAUUUCAAUUUCUCCAACUACCAUCCAAUUCCAAUACCCAGUUAAUGGAGCAGGUACCUAUCAAUUAAUUUAUUUUGUUGGUGGAUUCGAAUAUAAAACAAAUGUUACCUAUAUAACUUCACCUCCACCACAAGUUAUUUAUAAAUAUGAAUGGACAACCGAUGAUAGAUUAAUAAUAAAUGGUAAAUGGUUUGGAUAUUAUGAUUCAAACGUUAUAGUUCUCAAUGAUGAUGUAUAUCAAGUUAAUAGUGCAGUUGCAUCUUCAACAAAUCCAGGUUAUGAUAGUAUAAGUUUAUCAAGUUUUUCACCAACAAGUUCACUUUCAAUUGGUCAAGCAUUUACCAUCAAAGUAAUGGUUCAAGGUCAAUCAUCAAAUGUAAUUACAUUUAAUUAUAUUGAUUCAAUUAAAGUUGAUGUAAAAGAUCUAAAUACAACAGGUGGCAUAGUUUCAUUCACUGGCAUGUAUGGCGUUACAGAUAAAAGUCUUGUUACACUUUCAAUCAAUGGAAGUAGCUGUUCAGUAAAUUCAGUUUCUUUAAAUUUAAUUACAUUUAGAUAUCCAUCAUUAAGUGGAUCACCAGGCCAAUAUCCACUUUUAAUUAAUGUUGGUGGUUUUGAAAAUACUACUACCGUUCAAUAUGUCGUCCCAGAAAACCCAACAAUUUUUAACAAUUAUAAAUGGUCAUCAGAUAAAACUGAGAUAAUUAUCUAUGGUACUGCUUUUAGUUAUGAUAAUCUAAACAAUAUAAUUAUUAAUGGUGCAACUUUUACAUCAACACUUGCCUUUGGAUCUGAAGUUUCAGAUGCUAUUUCAUUUUCUAUAGAAAAUUUAUCCAUUGUUGAAGGUGACAUAUUUACAGUUCAAAUAGAAACAGGUGGAUUGGUUUCAAAUAUUGUUUCAUUCAAUUAUAUUAAAGAAAUUUACUUGUCAAAUGAGGAAAAUCUUUAUUCAUUUGGUAGUGUAGGUGCUUUAUUUGCUGGUAAAUUCGGUACAUCAAAUAAUUCAAUAGUUUCACUAUCAAUUAAUGGUUUAGAAUGUAAAGUAAUUAAAAUCACACCAACCAAUAUUAAAUUCUCUUAUCCUCCAUUAUCAAUUGGUAGUCAAGAAACAUUAAUUAAUAUUGGAGGUUUAUAUUAUUUCACAAUGUUAAAUGUCGUUGCGCCACCUUCUCCAACACUUUUAAAUAGUUAUUAUUGGUCAUCAUCUGAUAUAAUUGUAUUCAAAGGAUCUUGGUUUGAUUAUUUUACACCAAAUAGAGUUUAUAUUAAUGGUGAAGGAUUUGAAUCAAGUGUUGCAAGCUUAAAUAAUGGUAAUGAUGAAAUCACCUUUAACGAUAAUUCACCUACUUCUGAUUUGUUAAUUGGUGAUGAAUUUACUGUAAUAGUUGAAUCAGGAGGUCAAACUUCAAAUAGUGUGACCUUUAUUUAUUUAAAAUCAAUUUUAAUUACAACAAGUGAAUUAAAUUCAACAGGUGGGGAUGUUAAGUUCAAUGGUGAAUAUCAUGUUUCAGAUAAAUCAUUAGCAGUAUUAACAAUUGAUGGUUAUAAUUGUGAUAUUAUUGAGUUAACUACCAAUUCAAUUACAUUCAGUUAUCCUGCCAAACCAGGUGGUAACUUUAAUUUGCUAUUAAAAAUAGGUGGAUUUGAAGUUUCAACAACAGUUACCUAUAAAUCACAAUCUACAACAGGUGGUCAAUCUACAACAGGUGGUCAAUCUACAACAGGUGGUCAAUCAACAACUAGUAAUCCAACAAACCAACCAUCCACAACAGACGAUGAUGAACUAUCGAUUUCAUCAAAACUAUUGGCUCCAUUUAUGUUAUUAAAAAUUAUAACCAUAAUUUCAUUCAUUUUAUUUUAA